GUUUGCAGAAAUUGUACUAUUUAAUUAUACGAAUUUAUUGUAACUUACAAUUUGUAAGUUUGUAAGUAUCAACUACAUCAAGUCAUAAUUAAAUGAUACCGGAUUCUUCUGAACAAAAUAACUACUAAAAUUCAAGUGCAAAUAACUUGGGUUUAAACUGGUAAUAACUACACUAAUCUAAACAGUGCUAAAAUAAAGCAGAGGGUGACCUUUAACCUAUCCUGAUAAGAGAUCAAUCAUCAUCAUAUCAUCGGGAUUGACUUACUCGUAUUCGUCCUCCCUCAACGACAGAAAUGAAUAAAAUCAGGCGAUCAGUGUACCGCUUGUACUUGACCACCACAACGAGUACGGGAUCCUUAUUCGCUGGUCACUUGCCUUCUUGCAGCAGUUUCCGGUCUCGCCAAAUUUCUUCAAGCUGCAAAAUGUCGUCAAGGGAGCAAACACAAAAGGCCACGAGGUCUGAGGGGGAAGUCAUUUUUGAAGAAAUUAAGGGGAAAGGGGUCAUCACUUUGAAUAGGCCGAAAGCCCUCAAUGCUCUCAACUUAAGUAUGAUCGAGUCAAUUUUUCCCGUUUUGAAGGAAUGGGAAUCGGCGAAUAAACAGUUCGUAAUUAUUAAGGCUGAAGGAGGCAAAGCAUUCUGUGCCGGAGGUGACAUCAAAUCUGUUACCGAUUCAGCCAAAGAAGGAUCUAAUUUAUAUAAAGAGUUUUUCAAAAGAGAAUAUUUCCUGAAUAACCUGAUCGGUACGUUGACCGUUCCAUAUAUUGCUCUCAUCGAUGGGAUUACGAUGGGUGGUGGGGUGGGUCUCUCGGUUCAUGGACCUUAUCGUGUCGCCACAGAGAGAACGAUGUUUGCCAUGCCGGAAACUGCCAUAGGACUUUUUCCCGAUGUCGGAGGGAGUUAUUUCCUACCUCGACUGGGGGGCAAGUUAGGUCUCUAUUUGGCCCUCACGGGAUAUCGGCUCAAAGGCGGGGACACGUUCAAAGCUGGCGUUGCGACCCACAUGUGUCAAAGCAAUAUGCUCCCCAUGCUGGAACAAGACCUAAUCAGUUUGGAUUCUCAUAAACCUCAAGAUAUUGAGCAGGUCCUCAAAAAAUACCAUGACCAAUGCCCCGACAUCAAAAAACCCUUCAGUCUCGACCCCCACAUGGUGGACAUUAACAAAUUCUUCAAUGCUGGAUCUGUUGAAGAAAUUAUUUCCAAUUUGAACAAGAGUGGGUCCGAGUGGGGAAAGAAGACUGCGGAAAAUUUAGGAAAAAUGUCCCCCACGUCGCUUAAAAUAUCGUUAAAACUCUUAGAAGUUGGUGCUACCCUAGACCUUCAAGAAUGUUUGCAAAUAGAGUACAGACUGACUCAGAGGUGCUGCGAAGACCAUGACUUUAUAGAAGGAGUACGAGCAUUGUUAGUGGACAAGGACCAGAAUCCAAAGUGGAAACCCAAUACAUUGGAAGGUGUGACGAAUGCCACUGUCGAUAAAUAUUUUUCAGAACUUCCUUCCGACAGAGAAUUGGCUUUAUAAUUAGUAUUUCACUUUCAUGCCAUGUCUGGUUUAAGUUACGAGAGAAUCAGAGAUGCCUCCUAUUUUUGGUUAUAUACUAGUUUGAUUAAUGAAAUUCAAAAUUCUACUUGUUAAAAUUCAGUAUUUACAAUUUUUAUUUGUCCGUGUUGGAAAUUAUUGUAUUCGAUCAAAAAGACUUAUUUAUCCUUAAUAGCAGUAUAGUGUGUCGUCUCUGGUGGUGGUGAUGAAUCUAAUAAUCUAAACUAUAGGAAACAGCGAGAAAAAAAUAAACUAAAAGUUGCUGGUUAUGCAAUCAAACACGAGUAAAAUAUAAUAAUGCGUGCUGCACAGAAUAUUAUGUAUUUUUAGAUGACCGAAUAAAUUUACUUUCUUUUAA
Folsomia candida is the source of this 1893-nucleotide messenger RNA. It is a transcript of the gene Hibch, whose product is annotated as 3-hydroxyisobutyryl-CoA hydrolase, mitochondrial. Bases 294 to 1517 code for a protein of 407 amino acids. Gene Ontology annotation, biological process: L-valine catabolic process. Lineage: Eukaryota; Metazoa; Arthropoda; Collembola; Entomobryomorpha; Isotomidae. The record is from RefSeq and is a predicted model, not a curated record. Gene Ontology annotation, cellular component: mitochondrion. Gene Ontology annotation, molecular function: 3-hydroxyisobutyryl-CoA hydrolase activity. The transcript is spliced from 5 exons.